Molecule: messenger RNA, 198 nt
Organism: Arabis nemorensis
Lineage: Eukaryota; Viridiplantae; Streptophyta; Magnoliopsida; Brassicales; Brassicaceae
Source: the annotation of a GenBank genome assembly
AUGGCUAUAUUCACUGUACUAGAUGCCACACUUAAAAUGGGAAAAUCAAUGGCACUAGCCAUAUUGGCAAUGUUGGAUUCCACACUCAAAAGCCAAGAUGGCUUUUUGGUGGUGAUGUUUUGUGCUUCCUUCUUCAUCUUUAUAGUUCACUUGCUGGUGAUUUUCAAUGUAAAUGAGGACCUUGAUCUUGCUGCUUGA